Molecule: messenger RNA, 1314 nt
Organism: Aspergillus mulundensis
Lineage: Eukaryota; Fungi; Ascomycota; Eurotiomycetes; Eurotiales; Aspergillaceae
Exons: 1
Coding region: 1-1314 (437 amino acids)
Source: RefSeq, a predicted model, not a curated record
AUGUUUCUCCCAGGCGGACCAGGCGCGCCCAACACGGCUCUACGCUGGGUCCGCGUAAACCGACUUCUCACCCAAGCGCGGGUAUAUGAGCAUGCUGCUGGAUAUGGAGACCAUCUUCGCCAAGCUGGAUGUACAAGCUUUUCCAUUGGUAUUGGCCUUUGGCCCGAAACUGCUGGACGUCAGGCAAACACAUGGGGAAUGUGGGUACAGUUUGCAAAGCCUGAACAAAGCACUGCAAGUGGUAGGGAAUGGAUCGAGGAGGUCCGCGACAACGUGAUUCGAGGCCUCGGCCUGAACCCGACGCCCACUCUAGCUAAUUACAUUAUGCCGGAACAGGAUAGCUCCGAGGUAGUUCUCGCAAUCAGGGCAUUGUCGACGCAUGCCGAGCAGGGAAUGCAGGUUAUUGUCUACAAGGACGUUCCGUUCAUUAGGGUAUUCCAGGGCGAGAAACAGCUACUGGCAUCUAAUCACUGGAAGCUCUUGUGUGAGCAGCUGGAGCGAAAUCCCCGCACCCGAAACAAUCGGUUGAUAGACGACCUUCUCGAGGCGUCCAGGAGGAACCAGGGCUCUUGGGAUGACGCAGUGGAGCGGAUGCUGGCCGGGGGGACUCAUGAUGCUCCUGAUGAGCCAGAGGAGGAAACUAACAGGCCGCCUAUGCCACCUGCCACCGUGGACCCGGCGUCUACUGAUCUUACUUUGCGUCCGCCCGAAACGCGAUUCAAGUUCCUCCCUGGUGGGCCGCGCGCGCCCAUGACAGUCGAGCGCUUAAUCCUGCUGUCCACUGACCACACCGAAACACACCAAUACAAGUGGGCGGUCGAAAUCACGGAGGAGCUUCGCCUUGCUGGAUGUACUACGUUUUCCCUUUGUGUUGGGUGGUGGGCUGACGACCAGCUGCCCUUGACGAGCAAGUGGGUGAUCUGGAUACAACUUCAAAAGCCUGAACAGACCACUGCGGGUUCCGGGUGGCCCGAGGAAAUCCGCAACAAGAUGCUCGAGAGGUUUGGCCGCGUAGAGCAUUUCUUUAUCGAUGCACCUGAUCCUUGGCGAGUGAUGGUUCAAUUCAAGGAGGUGACGCACCUCAUCAUGUGGAAGGAUAACCCUUUCUUGACUAUGCUGCGCGACAGGAAAAUCGAGCCGGACUAUAUCCACUGGAAGCUCCAGCAUCGUCAGGUUGCUGAUGCCCGCAGGACCGGAACCGACCCAUUGCUCGAUGAGGUGAUCGAGACCUACAGGCAGUCUCAGAGCUCUUGGGAGGAAGUAAAGGCUAGGAUUUUGGCGCCUGAAGAGGCCGCUGAUGCGCCUGAGCAGUGA